AUGGUUCUGGGUCUGGACAAACGAUACUUGUGGAGCGCCCUGCCGCUGUUGGGAUUCGCCAUUGGACACUUCCUGGACAAGAAGGAAACGGAACGGAUGACCAUGUUCCGUGACAAAAGUGCUCUGUACGGUCGACCAGGAGGCAGCGAUAAGGAACCGUCUUGGUAAUCCUUCCGGCUAUCAUCUCCUGCAGUCUUAGCGUAAUCCCAUGUUUUUUUUCGCUGUUAAACAAUAAACCGUAAAAUGGCCUGGUGAA
Molecule: messenger RNA, 256 nt
Organism: Drosophila ananassae
Lineage: Eukaryota; Metazoa; Arthropoda; Insecta; Diptera; Drosophilidae
Gene: ND-MNLL
Product: NADH dehydrogenase [ubiquinone] 1 beta subcomplex subunit 1
Exons: 1
Coding region: 1-168 (55 amino acids)
Cellular component (GO): mitochondrion
Source: RefSeq, a predicted model, not a curated record